AUGUCGAGCCAACCACCUCACCCUGCCCUGCUCAUCCCAGGUCCCAUUGAGUUCGAUGACCAGGUCCUGCAGUCCAUGAGCCACUUCAGUGAAUCGCAUGUUGGCGCACCCUUCGUCAAGACAUUCGGCGAGACCUUGACCAUGCUCCGCAAGCUGUUCCAGACCGAGGAUCCCGCAUCGCAGCCCUUUGUCAUCUCCGGAUCAGGUACCCUUGGUUGGGAUCAGGUCGCCGCCAACCUUGCCGAGCCUGGAGAUGAUGUGCUGGUCCUCCACACCGGUUACUUUGCCGAUAGCUUUGCCGACUGCUUCGAGACAUAUGGUGUCAAGGCUACUCAGCUCAAGGCUCCCAUUGGCGACCGUCCUCAGCUUGACGAGGUCGAGAAGGCUCUGAAGGAGAAAAAGUACAAGCUCUUGACCGUCACCCACGUCGACACCUCGACUGGAGUUCUCAGUGAGAUCGAGUCCCUCAGCAAGCUCGUACACAAGGUCAGCCCCGAGACGUUGAUCGUUGUCGACGGUGUCUGCAGUGUUGGCUGUGAGGAGAUUCAGUUCGACAACUGGGGAAUUGACUGUGUCAUCACCGCCUCUCAGAAGGCCAUUGGAUGCCCAGCUGGUCUGAGCAUCGUCAUGGCUUCUGGCCGUGCCAUCAAGUCUUUCCAGAGCCGCAAGGUUCCCCCAACCUCAUACUUUGGCUCAUGGAAGAACUGGAUGCCCAUCAUGCAAAACUACGAAGCCGGCAAGCCCUCGUACUUUGCUACUCCCUCUCCUCAGCUCGUCCAUGCUCUACACACCACUCUGACUCAGAUCACCUCAGUACCUUUGGCCGACCGCUUUGCUGCCCACCGCAAGGCCUCGCAAAAGGUCAAGAAGGCCGUUGCUGACCUUGGUCUUGAGCAACUUGCCGCAAAGCCUGAGAACCAGGCUAAUGGCAUGACUGCAAUCUACCUCCCCAAAGGUAUGACUCCUCCGGAUGUUCUGCCCAAGCUCAUGAAACGCGGUGUUGUGUUUGCUGGUGGUCUGCACAAGCAGAUUGCUACUCAGUACAUCCGCUUCGGCCAUAUGGGCGUCAGUGUCACCGACCCCAACCGUGAUGAUAUUGACCGUGCCAUUGUUGCGCUGAAGGACGGAAUCACUGAGGCACAACAAGCCACUGAUCUGUCAGCUAGAUAG
Messenger RNA from Aureobasidium subglaciale EXF-2481, 1170 nucleotides. RefSeq lists its product as uncharacterized. Bases 1 to 1170 code for a protein of 389 amino acids. The transcript has 3 exons. The record is from RefSeq and is a predicted model, not a curated record. Lineage: Eukaryota; Fungi; Ascomycota; Dothideomycetes; Dothideales; Saccotheciaceae. Gene Ontology annotation, molecular function: L-serine:pyruvate transaminase activity; L-alanine:glyoxylate transaminase activity. Gene Ontology annotation, cellular component: peroxisome.